GCAAGCACCCUGAUAGACAGAAAAUACCCGCACGUAGCAGCCCUCGCAAGAGCGAACAUCCCCUCGGCCAAGCCCAGCAGUCGCCUUUCGUACACAUACUCCUGCAGCAACCUUACAGAGCACAUCGCAACGCAAUACAACCCCACUAGCCGGCCCAGAAGGGCCUCAGAACGGAGUUCAAGGAAUAUAACAUCUCUUCCAGAUCCGCCCCUCUCGGCAGCGUUCGGAGGUUUCAAGGAAGGACCCAACACUUCGAAGGGCAAAGGAAAACGGGCCUCGAGAGACAGUGCUGGGAUUGCAACCCCAAAGCACCUGUCGAUACCAACCCACCGCAGAUCCUGGAGUGGAAGAAGUGUAUUAGAACUCGACGCCCCUGAGGAUAGCCCCAAGAAGGCAACCCCCCCACCCCCAUCACCACCGCCGCCACCGCGGCGAACCAACUCAAACCCGCAAGACACACCCCCGAAAUUCGCUACAACACCGCUACUUCGGACCUCUGCUGUUGGCUCGCACCCUCUGCUACCACCUAUCCUGCUACUCCCACCCUCUACCUCAGAUGUUAGCGGCAGCAACUACCUCGACGUAGCCUUAUCAAGAGCCUGUUCCACGUCGAAAAGGUCUGUAGCCUCCAUCCCAUCUACAGUAUCUUCUUUUAACGCCGUUUCCGCAACCAUAAACCCAAUACAUGGCCUCUCACCCACACCGCCACGCUUAGCCAGCCCCCCUGCGGCAGUCUCAGACCAAAGGUGGGGUGGAACAAUCGGUGCUCUUGCCGCGGACAUGAGCGAAGUGUCUAAUUUCACGGAAGGCGAGUUGGAAAUGGAGAUGGCUAGGAUUAGAGACCGGGCUAGAAGGGCCUCUGACGAGCGCCGUUGGAAAAGGAGGGAAGAGGAGCGGAGGAGGGUCGGGGGUCCUUCCUCCUCGAAUUAGUCGGACAUUCUGGACGUGAUUUACUUGUCAAUAUUGGGUGAGCUUGUAUUUAACCAUUUCCCUUUCUUUCUUUCCUUCCUUUCCUUAUCCAGCCCCCCAUUGCGGGUCACCAGUGGCGAUAUCGGUCACCGGACACCCCCAGAACGCAGGUAAACAUGAGGGAUCAACGGGUCCAUCAGAUUCGCAUUCUCCUAGGAUUGCAGAUCGGUUCGCAGUAUUUUAAUUUACUCGGAAAGAUGCUUCUCAAAUCUUUGAUGUCUUUCGGAAUAUGGUGGCUUUGAUAGUUAAAGUCGCUUUCUUUGCUGGUCCUCGUUGCAUCCCUCUCAGGUCCUCGGGUUGUUUAACUUAGAGAUGUAUGAUAUCUCCUCACUUGUUCUUUCGAUGUUUGGUCGGCAGGAUCUCAUCGUUCUCCUUUUCCUUCCUCCUCUCGGCGGAGCAUUACCGUUUAUUCGGUCGGUAGCGUAUAUCAUACAUACAUAGCGAAAUUCAUUCAUUCAUUUUUUCUCC
Tuber aestivum (summer truffle) is the source of this 1437-nucleotide messenger RNA. NCBI's taxonomy places the organism in Eukaryota, Fungi, Ascomycota, Pezizomycetes, Pezizales, Tuberaceae. The record is from the annotation of a GenBank genome assembly.